This is a messenger RNA of Corvus hawaiiensis (hawaiian crow), 4772 nucleotides long. It is a transcript of the gene ARID3B, whose product is annotated as AT-rich interaction domain 3B. The record is from RefSeq and is a predicted model, not a curated record. The transcript has 9 exons. Gene Ontology annotation, molecular function: DNA binding. NCBI's taxonomy places the organism in Eukaryota, Metazoa, Chordata, Aves, Passeriformes, Corvidae. Gene Ontology annotation, cellular component: nucleus. Gene Ontology annotation, biological process: regulation of transcription by RNA polymerase II. The coding region runs from base 178 to 1842 and encodes 554 amino acids.
GCGGGAGGGGGGAAGGAAGGGAAGGAGGAAGGGAAAGGAAGGAGGGAAGGAAGGAGGAGCUGAGGCGGCCGCGCACGGACCGGCGGGACCCGCCACGGGAGAUCCCGCGCGUCUCCCGCGGCCGGGCCCCGCUCGCUGCCGGAUCCCGCCGGGGCUCCCAGCCAUGCGCACGGCGGGAUGAAGCUGGAAGCGGUGGUGGAGCAGCUGCAGAAGCAGCAGCAGCAGCAGCAGCAGCAGCAGCCGGCGGUGCCCAUGGAUUCCCGGGAGCGCCGGGAGCCGCAGGUGCCGUUCCCGCCGCCCUUCCCUCCGCAGCCCCGCGCCGGCCCGGCCGGACGCGCCCCGGGGACGUCGCCCGCUGUCCCCCUGGCCAGAGCCGCCCCUGCGGCCGCAGCCGCCCGGCCCUUCGACCAGAGCAGCAGGAACUCCGAGGAGGACGAGGAGGAGGACGACGACGAAGAGGAGGAGGAGGAGGAGGAGGAGGAUGAAGAAGACGGCGCCGAGCUGGAGGACGGCGCGGACGUGGCCGGCAAGGAAAGCUGCUCUGCCCUCAAGUAUUUCCGAGCUCCCAAAGUCGCCCACCCCAACCAAAGAGUGGCCUCUACCUCCAGCCCCGUGCCAGCUGUGGGGCACCCGCGGGGGGCCCAGCAGGGCAAGGAGGAGCAGGGCAAAGACUCUGCCAAGCAUUCCGGGUCCCCGGCGGCGCGCCCCGGCUGGCGCCUGGACGAGCAGCUCAAACAGAACGGCAGCGUGACCUGGAGCGAUGAAGGCGACGGAUGCCGGGGAAGGGAAAUCUCCCGAGACUUUGCCAAGCUCUAUGAACUGGACAGCGAUCCCGAGCGGAAGGAAUUCCUGGACGACCUCUUCAUCUUCAUGCAGAAGAGGGGAACUCCCAUCAACCGGAUUCCCAUCAUGGCCAAGCAGAUCCUGGAUCUCUACAUGCUCUACAAGCUGGUGACCGAGAAGGGCGGCCUGGUGGAGAUCAUCAACAAGAAGAUCUGGAGGGAGAUCACCAAAGGCCUUAACCUUCCCACCUCCAUCACCAGCGCCGCCUUCACCCUGCGCACGCAGUACAUGAAGUACCUCUACGCCUACGAGUGUGAGAAGAAGUCGCUGAGCUCCCCGGCCGAGCUCCAGGCCGCCAUCGACGGCAACCGGCGCGAGGGGCGGCGGCCCAGCUACAGCUCCUCCCUGUUCAGCUACUCGCCCUCCACGCCGGGGCCUCCUUCCCUGCUGUCCCCCCCCAAAAUCCGCUUCCCCAUAAUCGGCGUGGCGCCGGGCAGUGGGACCAGCAACCCCCGGGUGUCGCCGGCCGCGGCCGUCAGGAAAGGCGACGGGGUGCCCCUGACCGUGCCCAUGCCAAACCGCAUCGCCGUGCCAGUGACCCUGGCCGGCCAGCAGGCCACCGUGGCGGCCAGGACGGCCACCCUGGAGCAGCUGAGGGAGAGGCUGGAGGCGGGAGAGCCCCCGGAGAAGAAGGUGCCGCGGAUGACAGAGGAGGAGCAGCGGCUGGUGCAGCAGGCGCUGCAGCGCAACCUGUUCAGCAUGGCCCGGCAGAUCCCCAUGAAGAUCAAAAUCAACGGCAAGGACAAGGCCGACUCGGCGGCGGCGGCGCUGAACCUGUCCCCCAACGGCAUCGGCAGCAUCAACAUGUCCGUGGAGAUCAAUGGCACCACCUACGCUGGGGUGCUGUUUGCCCAGAAGCCCGUGGUGCAGCUCCUGGCCGGCUCGGGCCCGCAGAGCUCGUGCAGCAGCAGCAGCAGCAGCAGCUCCCACUGCUCCCCCAGCCCUACCUCAUCGCGGGGCACGCCCGGCGCAGAGCCCUCCACCAGCUGGUCCCUCUGACGGGCACUGUCCCAGCCCGGCCGGCUCCGAAGCAGCCGGGCAGGAGUGCACAGAUACCUCAUCUCAAGGAACCUGCUCUCAUGGCUGGCCAGCAACAGGAGGAUGAUGAUGGUGGUGGUGGUGGUGGUGGUAGUGGUGAAACCUUUCCAUGCCAGCGAGUUUUCCUUCAUCGUCUCUUUGUCCGGCAUUUUUUACUUCGUUCCCCCCCUUUCCUUCCUCCCUUUUGCUCUUUGUUCCUCCUCCUCCUCCUCGCAGGGUUUGUGGUGUUCCCGUGGAGGGGGGGCACACCUGGCGUUUCUCAAUCAGGGAUGGGCUCCAGGGCCGCGGGUCCGGGCGUGGCCGGGACGUCACCAGGGCAGGGAAAGGGCCGGAGCUGGGGCAGGGACUCCUGGAAUCCUGGAACCAGGGGCCACGAGGGCUCUUCCCACCCACAACUCCGUGUUUUGACAAUCCUGAGAGCCGGGGGCGUGCCUGGCCCUAUCCUCCCGUGGCAAACUGCUCGUGUCCCUUCCUGCUGUGUCCUCAUGGGAGGCUCCCGAGCGUCCUUGCUGCUCCUGUCCUCGGUUUUGGCACCAUCAGCUGCUCGGUCCUGCCUGGUGCCACCUCACCCAUCCCGUUCAGCCGAGUCCUGGAUGCCCCUGAGUGUCCUGUACCCCCUGAGGAGCUCACCCCAGUGACACUGACAGCCUGGGCUUGCUGGGGCUCCGUGUCCUGCCCCUCCGCCCCUGUGGCAGCGUCACCGGGGUUGGCCCAGGCUCCCUGGGGCAGCUCUGGAAGCUCUGCAGGGCUGAGCUGAGCACAGGGGGUGCUGAUGGAGCCCAGCUGGGCACCUGUGCAGGUGCUGCGGUUAAUGUGACCCACGGGGGAUUUGGGGCUCUGAACAAACCCCCUCAAACUGUGCCCGAGCAGGGGAGACCCCCUUGUCUGCGGGGAGAAGCAGAGCACGGGGAAUCCAGCCCCUCCUCGGCCUUUCCCUGGGCUCCCCGGCUGGAAGCAGAGCUGGAGUUCCCUGGCUCCAUGGAGCAGCAGCUCAGGUGGCCUCGCGCUGUCCCCGUGUCCCUGUGGCCUUUCCCCAGCCCGGAGCCACUCCCAGCCCCGUCCCCCUGCCCUGGUGACAUCCCUCCCAUCCCUCCCGCCCUGGUGACGUCCUUCCCGUGCUCCAGGCCCAGGUCAGGUUUUUUUUGAGCAGAUGAAAUACCUCAGAUAUGUACUUGUUGUUGGGUUGGUUUUGUUUGUGUUGGGGUGGCUUUUUUAACCUCUUCAGGAAGUAUUGGCAUAUCCUAUCGCUUGGGGGUUUAAUAGGUGGGUUUGCUGACUUUGUGUUUGCUUCUAUCCGUUUCCACUUUUAAAUCUAUCACCAAAGACAGGAGGUUCAAACAAGGCUGAGCGAAGGAGCAGUGGCUUCCCCACCCUCCAGGCCAGCAGGAGCCGAGCUCCAGCAUCAUCCCAGGACAUGUGCAUGGCAGGACAGCGGGGAAAAGGGCAGCAGUGGUCUCGGCCCUUGGAUCUGUGCGCUGGCCUCGCUUCUCCCGGCUCUGGGCUCUGCCCCCGUGCUGGUUCCUACGCCAUGGCCAGGGGCUGUCCUGCCCCCGCAGCCCUGAGGACUCUCUGGGAUCAGAAGGUGGGAAUGCACAUGUCCUGAGAGGGAUGCUGCUCCCAGCUGCCCCAUCCGGCUGCCUCCAGAGGGAGCGGUGCCCUCCCCGGGGGCGGGGGAGGCCGGGCUGAGCCCGCAGGCUCCACGGCAUUUCAUCCUCGCAGACUCCCGGAGGGUUUUCCAGCCUCUGGGACUCGAUCAGAUGAUUUUUUUUCCCCCCCUUUUUUUGUUUUCCUUUGGUUGUUUUUUUAUUUUAUUCGGGGGCGGGGUUGGGGCUGUUUCCUCUGAGUGGGACUGGGGCACUUUCUGCUUUUCCCUCUGCUCUGCUCCCCAGCCCUGGGGAGCAGAGGCUGCUCCGGGGUGGGGUUGCUUUGUCUCACUUGCUAACGUUGUGUUUUCUUGCACAGAAAGGCACUCGAAUCACUGAACUGCUUGGACACUACUAGAGUAUUAAUGUUUAUAAGCUUUACUCAACCUAGACUGGAACUAGCCAGGGACUAACAGAUUGUUUUGUAUCCAAUUCAGGGAAAGAAUCAGGUCGGGAAGCAUAACAGAUACCUCAGUUAAAUAAGCUGCAACAAUAAACUGGUCCUUUCCCAGCCCAGGGUGACAAGGACCAUCCAGACUGUGAAGAGUUAACCCUUUCCCUCAGCCUGGCUUUGGCCCCGGCAGCCUGAGCUGCGGGUCUCCUGCUGAGCUGCCAGGCUUUGGGUUCGGGGUGCUGGAAACCAGCAGCAGAGCGGGGGAGGCUGAGCGGGGGCCGCCCCAGCCCAGUGUAGUACUCAGGGUUUGAUGCUGCGAGUAGGACGUUCCCGAGGGCAGUGCUCCGCUUCGCGGUGUUGCUCCAUCCUCCCCCCCAGCUCCGCGCACCAGCCACGGGCUCGGCAGCGAGCAGCCAAAAACCCCCCAGCUUGCUCCCAGCGCAGCCUCCGGCGCUUCCAGGGGGAGAGCGGCAUCCCGAGCGUGCUGCGGGGCAGGCUCGGGGUGAGCGGGGGGCUGCGUGUGCCCGCUCGGCUCCCGCGGUCAGCGUGGCCGUGUCACGCCGAGUCCUUUCGGCCGCUGCGCGGGCGCGUUCCCGGGGGACUGCGAUCAGAUGUUCUCCUCUCCAAACAGCUGCAGCAGCCUUGCUACUAGUUUUUCUUACCUAUUUAAAAAAAAAAAAAAAAGAAAAAAUAAAAUAAGUAAAUAAAAACAAAUGUGAUAGCCUAGGCGGUGGAUAAAUACCUCAACGUCUCCUUUCAACAAGUGUCUGUAUAUGUUGUUGUUGGGUUUUUUCUAUCUUACAGGUUAUCUGAAUGUUUAUAUUCCAAUAAACUUCUACCUCUUCACACCGUGA